Tachyglossus aculeatus (Australian echidna) is the source of this 3832-nucleotide messenger RNA. RefSeq names its product prickle planar cell polarity protein 1 (gene PRICKLE1). NCBI's taxonomy places the organism in Eukaryota, Metazoa, Chordata, Mammalia, Monotremata, Tachyglossidae. The record is from RefSeq and is a predicted model, not a curated record. Bases 332 to 2830 code for a protein of 832 amino acids. Gene Ontology annotation, molecular function: zinc ion binding. The transcript has 8 exons.
AGCCCCGAAGAAACCCCGAAGGCCCGAAGAGGAGCCGAAGCCGUGCCGAAGAAGCCCGUCCGGCCAGCUGGUCUCCCCGCCGUCCUGGGAAAGCAUGCUUGCCUCCGCCCUCCUGCGUUGAUUUUUCCCCGCCCUCCCCGGGAGCCGUCGAGGAGCCGGACCGACUUCCAAUGUGACUGCCGCUUCUCCCGUCCCUCCCCAGACAGUCCUCCGCCCCACCAAAGGAAUACCUUUGCCGCCGCUCUCCCAACUCGUUCUCAGGCCGGAACCCUUGCUUGAUGAACUUUAACUGAAUAUCCAACUUCUUCCCACCCUCGUUCUGCCUUUGGAGAUGGAGCCUAAAAUGAACAAACUCACCUUCGGGUGCCAGCGGAGCUCGACUUCGGAUGACGACUCCGGUUGUGCUCUGGAAGAAUAUUCCUGGGUACCACCAGGCCUCAGGCCGGAACAAGUGCAGUUGUACUUUGCCUGCUUGCCGGAAGAAAAGGUUCCCUACAUUAACAGUCCCGGAGAGAAACAUCGGAUUAAACAGCUUUUGUACCAGUUGCCACCACAUGACAAUGAGGUGAGGUACUGCCAGUCUCUGACGGAAGAAGAGAAGAAAGAAUUGCAAAUGUUCAGUGCUCAGCGUAAGAAAGAAGCACUUGGAAGAGGAACUAUUAAACUCCUCUCUAGAGCACUCAUGCAUGCCGUCUGUGAACAGUGUGGGAUGAAAAUCAACGGAGGGGAGAUUGCAGUGUUUGCCUCCCGAGCUGGACCCGGAGUGUGCUGGCACCCAUCCUGCUUUGUGUGUUUUACAUGUAACGAGCUGCUGGUCGACCUCAUCUAUUUUUAUCAGGAUGGAAAAAUCCAUUGUGGUAGGCACCACGCUGAACUGCUCAAACCGCGGUGCUCUGCGUGCGAUGAGAUCAUCUUUGCCGAUGAGUGCACAGAAGCUGAGGGUCGUCACUGGCACAUGAAACACUUCUGUUGUCUCGAAUGUGAAACGAUUCUCGGCGGACAGAGAUACAUCAUGAAGGAUGGACGCCCAUUCUGCUGUGGCUGUUUUGAAUCGCUCUAUGCAGAGUACUGUGAGUCCUGCGGAGAGCACAUAGGUGUGGACCACGCCCAGAUGACUUACGAUGGACAGCACUGGCACGCCACCGAAACCUGCUUUUCCUGCGCCCAGUGCCGAGCCUCUCUGCUGGGCUGUCCUUUCCUGCCCAAGCAGGGACAGAUUUACUGCUCGAAAACGUGCAGCCUGGGCGAAGACGUGCACGCCUCCGACUCCUCGGACUCGGCGUUCCAGUCGGCCCGCUCCCGGGACUCGCGGCGGAGCAUCCGCAUGGGGAAGAGCAGCCGGUCGGCCGACCAGUGCCGCCAGUCCCUGCUCCUGUCCCCCGCGCUCAACUACAAGUUCCCCGGCCUGUCGGAGAACGCGGACGACACCCUCUCGCGCAAGCUAGACGACCUGAGCCUCACCGGGCCAGGGACCGGUCUGGCCAACGAGGAGUUUUGGAAGGGCCGGGCGGAGCAGGAGAUGCCGGAGGAGCCCGAGGAGUGGGCGGAGCACGAGGACUACAUGACGCAGCUGCUGCUCAAGUUUGGCGAGAAGAGCCUCUUCCAGCAGCCCGGUGAAGGAGACCUCCGCCCCGGCGAGCCCUGGAGGGCCGAUAACGCGGUGAAGGGCAAGGCCGACCUGAAGAAGAAUAAUCAGAGCUUGGCGAGUAAAAAGUACCAGUCGGACAUGUACUGGACCCAGUCACAAGACGGGCUGGGCGAUUCGGCCUACGGGAGCCACCCCGGGCCCGCCAGCAGCAGAAAGCUCCAAGACCUGGAUCUGGAACACGGGGCGUCGGGAUUCAAUCCCGACCAGACUCAGUGGUAUGAAGAUUCGUUAGAGUGUCUGUCAGACUUGAAGCCAGAGCAGAGCGUCCGGGAUUCCAUGGAUUCCUUGGCCUUGUCCAAUAUCACAGGGGCUUCGGUGGAUGGAGAAGGCAAACCGAGGCCAUCUCUGUACUCUCUGCAAAACUUCCAGGAGCUAGAGGCUGAGGAUUGCGAGAAGAUGAGCAAUAUGGGGACCCUGAAUUCUUCCAUGCUCCACAGGAGCACAGAGUCCCUGAAGAGCCUAAGCUCCGAGCUGUGCCAAGAGAAGCUGCUGCCGACCGAAAAGCCGGUCCACCUCCCGGUGCUGCGGAGAUCCAAGUCCCAGUCUCGGCCCCAGCAGGUGAAGUUUUCGGACGAAGUCGUGGACAAGGGCAGCUACGACCACCUGGAGAUCCGCCAGGCGCCGCUGAGCGAGCGGACCCGCCGCCGGGCCUACCACCUGGAGGAGAGGGAGCCCCGCCCGCCUCACCAGCAGCACCACCGCCACCACCACCGCCGCCGGAGGAGCCGCAAAUCCCGCUCCGACAACGCCCUGAACCUGGUCGCCGACCGGCGGGCCUCCCCGAAACGCCGGCUUCGCCUCCUCUACUCUCCCGGUGACUACGAGAAGUUCCUCCAGAACAGGAGCGCGCGCGAGAUCCAAGCCUCCGUGCGGAAUUCGGAGCUGUACGGCCGGUACGCCCACGCGGCUUCCGACUACGCGCUGCAGAGCCAGGUGGCGGAUAGGUUCUUCGGACUCUACGGCGACGACGCCGACUCCUGGGGCUCGACGUCCUCGUCCUCGUCCGACUCGGAGGAGGAGGGCUACUUCCUCGGGCAGCCCAUCCCUCAGCUGCGGCCUCAGAGGUACACGUACUACGCGGACGACGUCUCCGGCCCCGCCGCCGCCCUGCCCAGCGCUCACUUCGGGCAAAGGACCACUAAAUCCAAGAAGAAAAAGGGCAAGAACUGUAUCAUCUCGUAACCCGCCCGGUCCGACUCGGCCGACGCCGUCAGUCCAAACCGCCGAUCUCCCGCCGGCUCCUCGGAGGCGUGGCGAAAGCGGACUCGAGGGCUUUCUCCGACGCGCGAGACCGGCCGACCGCCGUCCACGACGACCGGCCGACGUCGAUAAGGCGGAGUCCCUCCUGCCGGCGGGACGUGGUGGGUUUUGACUGACGGGAGCGCCGCGGCCGGGCUCGGUGGCCGCGCGCUCUUCCGUUCUCCAUCUUGUAAAGAAAACCGGAAAAGAUCGUCGUCUUGGGCUUCGAGGGGGCUCGGGUUUAAGUCGGAGCGGGAGGCCGCCCGCCUUUGUGAAACAAUAGUGUUUUUCGUUUAGCUAGCGUAGUUCGAGCCGGUCGAAACCCCCAUCGGUUUGUUUUCUCGUGAGGCAUGCAUGUAGCUCUUUCGGAAAUAGACAACUCUUUACGGUGUGUUGUGCGAGGCGCACGGGUGCCCUUUCAGAACUCAUUAGCCCAGUAACCUUGUAUUGUAUUAGCCGCAGCUAUGAACGGAAAAAAGCGUCGCUAUUUAUAAUGUAGUUCUUUCCUAGACUUUUAAGUGGAUUCCUAAUUUAACGGUGCAAAUACGAAUGUAUAUAGUGUACAGUCCAGAUUUAAAAACUGAUAUUUUUAUAUCCCCGAAUUACAAGUUUGCUACACUACCAAACUAGAUUUAUUAGGGGGUUAGUGGCGGCGGCAGCAGCAGCAGCGUUAUGGAUGAAAUGAUUGCUUGUACUUUAGGCAGGGUUUAUAAGUUUAGACGGUCAAAUUUAUAUUACGUAGCGAUGGAAAACUUAAUUUUUUUUGAUUUUUGACAUUUUAAAGCUCUGUAUGCAUGGUGGGGCUGUGUAAAUACUCUUUGAAACUAUGGCCCUAUUAAUCUUACAAGUGUUAUUUAUGGGUCAAAUAAUGUACACUGUAUAAAUGUAAAAACCAACCAACCAAAAAAAAUAAAAUAAACCCCUGGAAUAUAACAGUCAAAACAA